This is a messenger RNA of Sorghum bicolor (sorghum), 909 nucleotides long. RefSeq names its product EPIDERMAL PATTERNING FACTOR-like protein 6. The record is from RefSeq and is a predicted model, not a curated record. Lineage: Eukaryota; Viridiplantae; Streptophyta; Magnoliopsida; Poales; Poaceae. The coding region runs from base 149 to 550 and encodes 133 amino acids. Gene Ontology annotation, biological process: stomatal complex development; guard cell differentiation. The transcript has 3 exons.
GCUAGCCCGGCCUCGCCUCGCGCAACAUUGGAGCAACCGCGCGCUUCGUUGCCUCCCGGGCUCUCGCUCUCAGUGCUCCGCCGCCGCCACGCCGCGACGACGUCUCAGCAGCCAGCACUGCGAAGCGUACGCGGUCUCUCUUGGGCUGAUGGGGAGGCACGCUGGCGUCGUCCUUCUUGCUCUGACGGUAGUGCUGCUGCUCGCCGCCGUGGGUGAUGGCAUCAGACCAGCUCCUACUGCUGGGGCGAGCGAGAUGGUGCAUGGAUCGACGACGACGACGACGGAGAUGGUCGUCGUAGCUGCGCCGUCAGCUGCACAGGUGCAGGGGAAGAGGAGCAGGGGCGGCAAGGACGACGACCUGGUGCUGCGGGAGGAGGUGGUGCGCGCGACGGGGUCGAGCCUCCCGGACUGCUCGCACGCGUGCGGGGCGUGCUCGCCGUGCAGCCGCGUCAUGGUCAGCUUCAAGUGCUCCGCGUCCGAGCCGCUGCCGUGCCCCAUGGUGUACCGCUGCAUGUGCAGGGGCAAGUGCUACCCGGUGCCAUCCAGCUGACGGUGAUGCCGCGCGAUCGAGUUGCAUAUGGACAGUUGGAGACUUCUCCGGCCGUCUGAGCUAAUCACGUACGCACGGUGUACACGCGGCAGUUUUUGUAAAUGGCGAUCGGCGAUGAGUCGUUACCUAGCGCUAGCUAGCUAGUAGUACUAAUAAUGCUGUACGUGGAGGAGAGAUCCUGAUCUUGUUGAGUCAUUUUUGGGGAGGUGUCCGAGGGCUGAUGCAUUGUGUACUGUAGGAUCGAUGCAUGAACAGCAGGACAAGGUCUUUGAGACACGCUAAGAAAAAGCUGCAGUGUGUUCGCUCUCCUUAGUAGAUGUACGACGCUCUCUUUGCUAAUUUAAGUACGUAAAAUCUUU